CUUCCCACUCGCUGGUAGGUUUACAUUUAAUACAUAUUCCGGACUCUGCUGCGGAUAAUUAACUCAUCGAGUUGAUCUCAAGUAAAUAUUAAGGAAUGGUGCAGCAAGAAAACGGCGAAGGUAUGGAGACUUUACCGGACCGCAUAUCAGCCACUUUCGCCGGAAAAACAGUGUUCAUCACCGGCGGCACCGGCUUCAUAGGGAAGGUCCUUGUCGAGAAACUCCUCAGAAAAUGUCCAGACAUCGUCCAAAUAAUCCUUUUCAUUAGAACGAAGAAAGAUAAAACGCCCCAACAACGACUACAAAUAAUCUUCAAUGAUCCAUUGUUCGAGAAAGUAGCAAACAUGCGUGGAGGCUUAAACAAACUGCUAGAGAAGAUCAAGGUAGUCGAAGGAGAUGCUUCUGCGCCUGAUCUCGGGAUUCGCUCCUCUGACCGCCAGUACAUUACUGAUAAUGUCGACAUCAUUGUACACGCCGCUGCUACCGUCAGAUUUGAUGAACCCCUGAAGACUGCAGUGAUACUGAACGUCAGAUGCACCAAACUGGUACUCGAGCUCGCCAAAGAAUGCAAACAUUUAAAGGUGAAAUGA
Messenger RNA from Hyposmocoma kahamanoa, 590 nucleotides. Its product is annotated as fatty acyl-CoA reductase wat-like. Lineage: Eukaryota; Metazoa; Arthropoda; Insecta; Lepidoptera; Cosmopterigidae. The record is from RefSeq and is a predicted model, not a curated record. Gene Ontology annotation, cellular component: peroxisome. Gene Ontology annotation, biological process: long-chain fatty-acyl-CoA metabolic process. Gene Ontology annotation, molecular function: alcohol-forming very long-chain fatty acyl-CoA reductase (NADP+) activity. The transcript is spliced from 5 exons. Bases 96 to 590 code for a protein of 164 amino acids.